Messenger RNA from Belonocnema kinseyi, 1778 nucleotides. Its product is annotated as flavin-containing monooxygenase FMO GS-OX-like 2. The record is from RefSeq and is a predicted model, not a curated record. Gene Ontology annotation, molecular function: N,N-dimethylaniline monooxygenase activity; flavin adenine dinucleotide binding; NADP binding. The transcript has 7 exons. NCBI's taxonomy places the organism in Eukaryota, Metazoa, Arthropoda, Insecta, Hymenoptera, Cynipidae. Bases 106 to 1407 code for a protein of 433 amino acids.
ACCAAGUCAGUUCCAGUCAGUUCUCUUCGGGAUUAUUUUAAUACUAAUUGUCACUUAUACUUAUCAGAUUAUUAUUUUUAUUUACAAGUGAGAUAGAAAUUCGAAAUGCCAAGCAGCAAAACGAGAAUCGCAAUUAUUGGUGGAGGAGUCGCCGGUUUAGUGGUUGCAAAACAUGUAAUUUCCAGGCCUGAAACUUACAGUUUGACUCUUUUUGAACAAACGGACCAAGUCGGGGGCACUUGGGUCUACACUGAUGAAACCGAAUUUGACAAAAAUGGACUUCCGGUUCACAGUAGCAUGUACAAAAACCUCAGGACAAAUUUGCCCAAGGAGAUCAUGCAAAUCCCAGAUUUUCCUUUUGAGGAUCCCGAAGGUCCUUCCUUCGUACACCACAGUGUUAUACGGCAGUAUCUUUUAGAUUAUACCAAGCAUUUCAAUUUACAUCCGCACAUGAAGCUCAGUACAUUGGUCAAUCGUGUUGAACCAGAAAUCCUGUCAAGUGGUCAAACGAUAUGGUUGGUCACAUUUACCGAUCUGAAGACAAAAACUGUAAAUACCAAGACUUUCGACGCAGUAAUUUUAUGCAAUGGUCACUACACCGUGGGACACAUUCCACGUAUUCGCGGAAUUGACACUUUCCGAGGUGGACUUAUUCAUAGUCACCAGUACAGGAUGCCUGAAAAAUAUGCUGGAAAGAAAGUUUGCAUCCUGGGAGCUUCCUGGUCUGGAAUCGAUAUUACUCUUGAAGUCUCGAAAUAUGCAGAAAAGGUUUACCUGAGUCACAAUCAGCCCAAACCACUAGAGGCCAGAAUGUCGAAAAAUAUAGAACAGAGGUCUGGCGUUGAGUCCAUUUGUGGUAGCACUUUCAUCUUCCGUGAUGGAUCAUCAGCAGAGGUCGAUGACUUCAUUUUUGCCACUGGUUACGAAUUCACGUAUCCUUUCCUGUCAAAUAAAGUUGAAUUAUGUACAAAAGAUAAUCACGUAGAACCAAUUUACAAACAUCUCAUCCACAUGGACAUGCCAAAUUUAUUUUUUAUGGGUCUUCCGGCUAUUGUUGUUCCCUUCCCAAUGUUUCAUAUUCAAGCACAAUACAUUUUGGGAAUUUUAGAAGGAAGGGUAAAAUUGCCUUCUCCAGAAAAAAUGAGGGAGGAGUACGAAAGGGAAAAGAAUUCGUUAGUGGAAUCUGGGCUACCUAUAAGACAUAUCAACAAAAUGAUGGAUAGGCAAUGGGCCUACUAUGACGAGAUAGCUGCUGCAGCCAAUAUUCCUAGCUUUCCACCAGUAGUCAAAAAAAUUUACGAUUACUCGAAUCAAAUGCGGGAGAUGGAUUUCACGAGCUAUAAAAAUUAUCAGUAUCGUAUCGUCGACCGUGAAAAUUUUACUGUAUGUUGUUGUAAACCUUCUUAGGGUUUAAAAGCAGAUAAAAGUUGAGAGAAGGUAUAAAUAUUAAGUCAAUAAAAUAAGAGAACAAAGACCGGUAAAAUGGUCAUAACAAAUAAUUAUAACUAUUCGCCUUCCGUGAUAAACGUCAUUCUCUUGAAAUAACGAUAAAGAGCAUUAUUGAUAUUAGAGCUUGGAAAAAUUUUGGAAAUCAUCAGUAAAUCGGACUUCAUGAAAUGAAGCCAAACGGAGCAGCUAUUUUAUCUAGCUUUAGUAUAAGUAAUCUAGAAAGUACAAAUACUCCUGGCAAAGUCUUUUUUUUUUUUAAAUUACAUUUUUUAUGCGAUUAAAAUUAAUUUAAAUGAGAUUAAAAUCAAAUUUAAAAUCGUAAUUAACGU